AAACUAGACCUUUUUGAAUCGUGACGAUCCUAUUUUGAAUUAUAUUUUUCGUUACAAAACUGUGUUUGGUGACGUGCUUGGAGGAUGCUACUAGGAAUGGGCGAGCUCCAAAUAUGAUACCACGGGACGUGGUCGUAAAAUCAGGGACUCGAUCCGAUGCUUAUGGCGAACGUGCUUGGAAGGGAGGCGGGUAAGUGGUGCUGCACGUAUUCGGUAGAGAUGCUGUUAAACCGGCCAAUUAGUUGUCCGACCGAUUCUCACGAUGAGAGCAGAUCGGUACUGGUUGAGACGAGUCCGACCCCGUGUCUGAUACGUACAAUCAUGGCAGUGCCUACAAGGCUGGCAGCCUAGUUUUAGGUUUGAUUGAUUCGCAAAAAAGAAAAUUCUAGGUUUGAUUGAUUUCAAUGGAUCAAAUCAAGAAGAUGCGCGACGACUUUCAUCUCGACGAGGGUCUCGUGGAGGAGAUCCUCGUCCGCCUGCCGGCCAAAUCCGUCCUCCGCUACCGCGCCGUCUGCAAGGAGUGGCUCCGCAUCACCAAAUGCCCGGCCUUCCUCGCCGAGCACGCGCGCCGCCGGCCGCUCGAGGUGCUCCUGUACACCCGAACGACCGCCGCCGUAACAGACGGCGUCGGCCGGCAGGUGCUGGCCCUGGAUGCCGUCGCCGUCUCCGGUGGGCCGCGCCGUCCUGUCGCGCGCCACCCCUUGAUGGCCGAACCCCGGACCUACAGAAGUAUACAGUACUGCCCUCUGCUGGCCUCGUGCGACGGCCUCCUCCUGCUCGGCGUCGGCGGCAUUGAGCCUGAGCAGUACCUCAUCUGCAACCCUACGACGCGUCAGUGGAGCGACCUCCCGCGGCCGAGCGGCUACGCUGGACGGGAGGAGCACAGGGAGUCCGGCUUCUACUUCCACGAGCCCUCCGGCGAGUACCGCGUCCUGUACUAUGUCAGCGACAGGCAUAGUACUACCGCGUACUACUGCGUGCUGUCGGCCGGCGCCGACGUGCCACGGAGGCUGGCCGUGCAAGCCACGCCCAUAGAGCAGACCGUCGCCUGUCAUGGCGGCCAUGAAUUCGGAAGGUUGCACAACCUGAUGACGCCGGCUGUUCUUCACGGGCACUUGCACUGGCUGCAGCACAUGGAGGCCGGGCUCACCGGCCAGAUGGUGGCCUUCGACACCGUGGCCGAGACGUUCCGGCGGAUGCCUCCUCCGCCCGUCACCUGGAAGAAGAACUCCAACCUGCUCGCCGCGGACGGUUCGCUCAUGACGUGUGAGCCGGGCCAUCUCUUCGUGGACCUCUGGGCGCUCGACGGCUACGCUGGCGCCGCCACCACGGGAAAGGAGAGGUGGGAGCGGCGGCACCGCAUCAAGGUGCCGUGGAAAGCCUACUGGCUGGUUCUCACGGCAGGUGACGACGAAGGGCAUGUUGUCGUCGGCACGAAACUCGGCGUGCUGGCCUACAACGUGAGGAGCGGUGCGGUUAGACUGCUCACCGGCAUCGACGCUUCAGGAGGCGGCCAAGCUGUAGAUCCGUCGCGGCAUGUGUUGAGGGAGAGCCUGGUGCGGCACGACUUCUUCGAGAGGCGGCCGCAUCCUGGCUUGCCGUUCUUCAGCUUCUGUACAUGAGGUGAUGUCCCAUGCGCUUGCCACUCAAAUCAGACGAAAAUGCUGAUGUUUGAGCAGUUGGACUUGCAGAGUAGCUCGCAGUAAAAUAGUUUUGACGGGAUCAGAUGGGAAGUUAGCUUUGCCAAAGUGCUAGAUUUGUCAAAAAUACCUGAGAGCAUGCCUGAAGUUUGAGCAAUAAAAUAUGUUUCUAUAUUCA
This is a messenger RNA of Lolium perenne, 1818 nucleotides long. Its product is annotated as putative F-box protein At3g23950. The record is from RefSeq and is a predicted model, not a curated record. Gene Ontology annotation, molecular function: protein binding. NCBI's taxonomy places the organism in Eukaryota, Viridiplantae, Streptophyta, Magnoliopsida, Poales, Poaceae.